AUGGGACCAAAACAUGUAAAAAAGUGUGCAUCUAAGGGCAAUGACCGUGUGGAUCGUGAACAACAAACGAAAAACCAGUUCGAUUCCCUUCAUUUAGAGGUUAAACAUCCUGGAACAACAAUAUUAUUGUUACAAUGUCCAGAAAAACCGAUACUUUUAGCCGCAGCAGCCGCUCUGGCAAAGUUUGGUAGCAAAUGCCAGGAAAACUUGGAAGUCUUAUUUGAUCUGGAGAUCGUGGAUAGCAUAAUUUCAUUAAUCACACACGAAGAUUUAUUUACUCGAAGAUUUGCUGCAAAACUGUUAGCCGAAAUGGUAGCCAUUCCCAACGUUCGAAAUUUUUUAUUGGACUCCAACACCUAUAUUCCAUAUUUUACUAAGGUUCUUAUUAAUGAAAAGGACAUCUUCAUGCAUGAAUUUUCGUCCUUAAUCCUAGCAGAAAUAUCUAAGGACUUGCUUGGAACAGCACAAUUAUUAACACAGUGUCCGGAUAUGAACUUGUUUGAAAGACUUCAGUCAGUAGAUCCUGAUGUGAAAAGAAAUAUCAUACAAAUUAUAUACAAUUUAUUGCAAGAUCCUUUAGGCGCGAAGAUGAUCAUUGAAACUAAGAAUUUUAAUUUAGAACACGUCUACGAGCUUUUUAAUUCGCCUUAUCCUGAAAUCCAACAAUUUGCACUCGAUGUGGUAACCGAUUUAGUACGAAGAAAUCAAGAUAACCAUUUGCAAAAUCAUUUCCGGCACACGAAUGGUCUUGAAGCGUUGUUAAAAAUUUUAAAUAACAUCGAGUUGGAAGAUCUUCAUGCGGAUGUACUCAAGAUCCUCUGCUACGCUUGUGACAAUCCUAUUACUGUUGAAUUGUUCGAUGAUAUCGGCGGUAUUAAACAAAUAUUAAAAUAUAUAGAAGAUACAUCAAGUUCAAAGCUUUUUAUGGAAGCUCUGGAUGUAGCUAUCCGUUUGUCGUACACGCCUAGGGGUAGAAAAGCACUUUACACGUACGGCAUUAUCAAUUAUUUGUUGCAUACAUUAAUGGGCAAUGUGCAAACUGAUAUGUAUGAAAUAAGUUGUUACGGGAUUGGUAUGAUGACUCUGUAUAGUCAAGCAGCCGAGGAUCUAACUACCAGUGAUUGCAUAAAAAAUGUUUUAGAUGUACUCAAAAACGAGAAUCUGAAAUGGUCUGCCAGACAGGCAGCUUUGUUCGCCUUGAGUCAGUUGUUAAAAUGUGAUAUAAAGAAUUGUCAAGAGUUUUUGAACAUUCAGGGACAGAAUUAUUUAUUGUGGCUAAUGAACCAAACCAUGGGAAAAGUUCCUGUUGAAAUUCUCGUUGAAGGGAUAAAAUGUUUCAUCACAAUUGCAAGAAAGCUGAAUUUGAGACGUAAUAUAAUUACUACGGAUAUAAUCGAGGCUAUGUGUGCAUCCUUCGAAUUAAAUUGCAUAUCAAUGAAUGAUUUCAAAAUUACUUGCUGCAAAGCUUUGUCCAUUAUGUGCGUGGAGAAGAUCGGGAGGCAGGAAUUCCUGAAUGUUAAAGGUCCUCAGAGAUUAUAUAAUUUAUUAUGCAAUGUCAAGGUGAUUCCAAUAAGAAAUGCAGCCGUCCAAUUAAUUCAAGUAUUAUGCGCUGAUCCGAUAUUGGCGGAUGCUUUUGUAUCGUAUGAAAAUGAUAAUUAUAGCAUGCUGAACAAUCGAUCGACCGCGCAAAUCAUUCCUUCAUGGGACAUGUGUAUAGAAGCCUUGUUUAACUCACACUUAUCAAUCAAGUUUGCUUUCACUGGACGACUUUCUUUACACGAUGUUACACGGGAUGGAUUUUACGUGCUUCGAAGAAACGUUUGUGCGUUUCCUAUACUGGAUGAUAUUUUGCGAUUCAAGUUCUGCCCUCUGGAACCCAUUUACGUAGUUAAUUGUAUUCGCGAGGAAACUUUUUAUCAAUUGAAUACGGAAGGUGACCAGCACUACUUAUCUCCCUCAUUGUUAAUUUUUGUUUUUUUAUCUACUGAAAUAAUGAAUUUAACGAUGGAUUCCAAGUUUGGUCGUCUUCAAUGCGAUACUUGUCUCUAUGAUUAUAUAAAAUUAUUUAAAUGUAAAUUAAUCGCCGUAGAGUCAAAAAACGUAGUAUCAAAGACAACACAAGGAUUCGUAAAUGUCAAUUAUGUAGUUUCACGUGCUAAAAUGUUGGCUAAGUUCGUGGUACAACAAAUGUCAGGUCCGGAUCCCCUUAUUAGAUGCAUAGAUCAUCAGCUAGAAAUUCAUUUGAAAGAAAUUAAGAAGAGCAUAGAGACUAGUGUAAUACCACUAGGAAUGUUACGAGUUGGUUCUUAUUUUGAAAGAGCCUUACUCUUCAAAGUGAUCGCCGAUAGGGUACAUCUGCCUGCUGCUUUGGUGCGAGCAGAAUACGGAAAAGCUUGGAUCGAGAUCGCGGUACCAGAAGUAAAGGAUUUUGAAUUUCUAUUUUUCUUUUUCUCAGAAUCAGUAAAAGCCUCAACGGAAGAAGAUACCUUUGAUUCGUAUUUGCACAAAGAUAUCUCCUGUCCAGAAAUUAUCACAGUCUAUGAAUCUGUACAGCAAAAUACCGAUGAAAAUGAAAAUUUAAAUGUAACUCCAGAAGAUCAUUAUUCAUCAAUUUUUCCAACAAAAUUGCUAAAACCGAAUUUCAUUGUUGAUCUAAUGGAAUCUCCGGGAGACUUGAUUCCAAUCGACAGUCACCGAGCCAGAUUAUACUGUGAAAAGAGACUAGUCUGUGAUAUUGUGUGUUAGAAUUGAUGAAUCACAAAAUCUAUUUCUUUCGAAUACAUAAAUUAUAAAAUCAUAGUCUAAUUUUACUCUCACUCACACUCUCAUUUUCU
Eufriesea mexicana is the source of this 2834-nucleotide messenger RNA. RefSeq names its product armadillo repeat-containing protein 3. The coding region runs from base 1 to 2745 and encodes 914 amino acids. The transcript has 14 exons. NCBI's taxonomy places the organism in Eukaryota, Metazoa, Arthropoda, Insecta, Hymenoptera, Apidae. The record is from RefSeq and is a predicted model, not a curated record.